This is a messenger RNA of Lingula anatina, 1304 nucleotides long. Its product is annotated as tRNA N6-adenosine threonylcarbamoyltransferase. The record is from RefSeq and is a predicted model, not a curated record. Gene Ontology annotation, cellular component: EKC/KEOPS complex; cytoplasm. Lineage: Eukaryota; Metazoa; Brachiopoda; Lingulata; Lingulida; Lingulidae. Gene Ontology annotation, biological process: tRNA threonylcarbamoyladenosine modification.
UUCAACGCUUGAACACCGCUUGUCAGUGGAAGUCUGCAUGUAAGUCUGCCGAACAAGUCCUUAUGUAAAUUUAAUAUCAUUAUUUCUGUGAAAGGACGUGAAAAUUAACCCUAGACGACAAGCUCACUCCAAAAUGGUGGUAGUUAUAGGGUUUGAAGGAAGUGCCAACAAGAUAGGAGUUGGUAUUAUCCAAGAUGGAGUGGUCCUGUCAAAUCCACGCAGGACAUAUAUCACUCCCCCGGGACAAGGCUUCCUUCCCCGUGAUACAGCCAAGCACCACCAGGGCUGCGUACUGCAAGUGCUAAAGGAGGCCCUAGAUCAGGCAAAGUUGAAUCCCAAUGACAUAGAUGCUGUUGCAUACACAAAAGGUCCAGGCAUGGGUGCCCCCCUGGUGUCUACUGCUCUAGUGGCCAGGACUGUGGCACAGCUGUGGAACAAACCUAUCAUAGGAGUAAACCACUGCAUUGGCCAUAUAGAAAUGGGGCGUUUAAUCACAGGUUCUGAUAACCCCACUGUGUUAUAUGUUAGUGGAGGAAAUACUCAGGUCAUAGCAUACUCUCAGCGUAGAUACAGGAUAUUUGGUGAGACAAUAGAUAUAGCUGUGGGAAACUGUUUAGAUAGAUUUGCAAGAGUACUGAAGCUAUCAAAUGAUCCAAGUCCUGGUUAUAACAUAGAACAGAUGGCAAAAAAAGGCACAAAAUAUUUCGAGUUACCAUACACAGUAAAAGGAAUGGAUGUCUCUUUCUCAGGACUUCUGUCAUAUAUUGAGGAGCGAGUACCCCAGAUUUUAAAGAAGGGAGAGUACAGCCCAGAAGACCUUUGUUUUUCAUUACAGGAGACGGUUUUUGCUAUGCUAGUGGAAAUCACAGAGCGGGCCAUGGCGCACUGUGGUUCCCAAGAAGUUCUCAUAGUAGGAGGAGUGGGGUGUAAUGAGAGAUUGCAGGAGAUGAUGGGAAAAAUGGCUGAGGAGAGAGGGGCCACGCUUUUUGCCACAGAUAUGAGGUUCUGCAUCGACAAUGGCGCGAUGAUUGCUCAGGCAGGAUGGGAAAUGUUUAAAUCUGGACAAAUAACGCCAUUAGAGGAAACGUGGUGCACACAAAGGUAUAGAACAGAUGAAGUGGAAGUGACAUGGCGGUGAUGGCAUUUACAAAUGAAAUGAAAGUCAACCAACCUUCACAGGGCAGCCAAUGACACAAUUUAUUCUUAUAGGUGGACUUAUUGUAAGAAAAUACAACACAGAAAUGGUGAUGUACAAUAUGGAUUGAAUGAAAAUUUACACAGGUUAAGUAAUAGACAGAAAAAAA